ACCGAGCUUAUAAACAAAGGUCCCUUAAGAUGCAAUUUGUUGUUUCUCUCAUGUCUUUUAGUAAUACACUUUGACAGUCUUAAAUAUAAUCCCUAUUACUCUUUCAUCAUAGCAUUGAUGGUGAAUUUAUAUAGAAGUGGAACCAAAUUAUGGGAAUCGUAACAUGUAAGAACUAAGCAGCAGUCGCUAAUAGGUUAGCGAAUCGUGGUCGGGGAUAGCUAGCUAAAAGCAUUCAGCGGGAGCGGACAGCGCCGAUUAGUAGUAGUGAUCACUCGUCAGUCGCUCAGCUGUUCGCUCUACGUUCAGUUGAAACCUUAAAGAUGGUGACGGAUGACGAGCUAUCCAGGUUAGCGGAGCAGGCUUUACUUCAAGAAGCCAAAAGAGGUGCAAUUCGAGCAGAAAUAUCUGGUCCAUCUGGUUGGCUCAAGAAAAAUUUACCAUCUACAAACAAGAAGUUUUUGCACAAUACUAUCUUAGGUGCUCUCGCUGCCAAUAGAGUGAAAGAAAGAAAAGAGAAGAACCUCAGUGAAAUUGGAAAGCGCAAGCGACAGCUUGAAGAAAAGGAACAAAAUACUUACAAGAAAAUAUACAUUCAAGCAAGUACAAAACGUAAGGAAUCUUCAGCUCCAAAAAGUAUUCCAAGUAAAACAACAGUGGAAAGGGACCCAAAAAAUAAAAUAGAAUGGAGUGAAGAUGGCUUAGAAUUUACAAAUGCGAGUGUAUUGAAAAAGAGAAUUGGUGUAGAGCAAAAAAAUAGUCAUAAGCAAGAAAAGUCAAAUGGUAGUUUCCCAAGAAAAAUAAAAUUUGUAAGUAGUAAACAUACUUUUGUAGAUGAAUCUCUUAACAAUAGAUAGAAAUUAUACGUAGUUAAUAUGACUUAAUACAGUAUUUUUAUAUUUUGUUCCAUGAACAAGUUAUUAUGUAUUUGUACUGUUACUGAAAUGUAUUACUAUUUGCUAAAAUGGAGAUAUAAACAAAAACUUUUUAUCUUUGGAAUGGGUUUUAACUUUGCAUUGCAGAGACCUGAUGUUUAUUGAACAGUUUUUCGUGGAUACACUUAUAAUUAUUUUAUUCCUUUAGAUUAAAACAAUUAUAAAUGUAUCCAUGAAAAAUUGUUCAAUAAACAUCAGGUCUCAGCAAUGCAAAGCCAAAACCCGUUCUAAAGGUAAAAAGUUUUUGUUUAAGCUUAUAUCUUCAUUUUAGCAAAUAGUAACGCCUUCCAGUAGGAAUCAGAGGAAUUUGUUUCUGGUGAUAGAAAUUAAUUUAUCAAUAUAUUGUGGUUCAGAUCCCACAAUAAGCUGAAGGUCCUGUUGCUAGGUGACCAAUUGGUUCCUAGCCAAAAAAUUUCUAGUCCUUCAGGCCAGCCCUUGGAGAGCUGUUACUCAGCUCAGUGGUCUGGUAAAACUAAGAUAUACUUAACUUAAUUUUAGUAACAUGAAUGCCAUUUGCACUGUAAGUAGAAUUUAUUUCUUAGUAAAAUGAAAAGCACUAGUCAUAAAGUACUAUUUUCUGGAAAUUGGCACCUGAUCCUUUUUCUUGUGCUAGUUUUGUCUAGAUUUGUUGUGCAAGAGUUUUCUUUAUAUUGUGUUCUUCAGUUGACAGAUUGGGAAAGUUGAUAUUAAUAUUGCUAAGGAAUGUAUUGUAGAAAUUCCAUAUGUUGUUAAUAUUUGUUUAUUUCUUUGUUUACUGUACUUUGUAUCAUUUUGUAAUGUGUCAGUGUGAUAUGCAUUGUCUGUAGAGUGAGAAAAUAUAUUUGAAUGACUGUAAGCUGAUAAAAGUUGUACCUAUUGUCAUUUGGGUAAAGGGAUAUAAAAAUGAAUGUUUCCUGUAAGUGUAUCCCAUGUUUUAACAAAGGAUUCUCCUUAGCAGCAUAUCUUUAAUGUGGUUAUUUGUGCUUGACAGUAUGUGGAUGUGUCAAUGUUGUAAGAGUAAAGUAUGCAUUUUAAUGAAGUAAAAUUUUGAAUUCAGG
Molecule: messenger RNA, 1969 nt
Organism: Macrobrachium nipponense
Lineage: Eukaryota; Metazoa; Arthropoda; Malacostraca; Decapoda; Palaemonidae
Product: protein POLR1D-like
Exons: 3
Coding region: 321-854 (177 amino acids)
Source: RefSeq, a predicted model, not a curated record